AAUUCAGUUGGACUAGGAAUAACGUUUGAGUUGAAAUUUCAUUUGAAAGCCGAAAUAAUGCGUCGUAAUAUUUAGGAAAGCUUUCAGUAUUAUAAAAUCUAAAUGUGAAUUGGUGGCGAUGAAAACGUUGAUAUACCCCGACAAAGCUAUCAUGUGACCAUAAGCUUACACCACCACGAGAGCUUUUACUCUAAGUCUUCUUGUAUAUUAUUCAACCCCGGACAGUGCCAAGUUGUAAACAUGCGCAUUCGCUAACACAUUCAGCUCCCGUUUUGCAAUUGUCCUACAACAGACUUAUCCACAUUUUCCUACCAGAAGUGUUAAUCUAAAAAAAUGAAAAAUAUAGAAUUAAAUUACUAUAACACAUACAAAUUAUGAUAGCAUGAUGUUGCAAUUAAAUGUGCUUGUAAAAAAACAAAUACUCACUAAAAUAGGAAAGUGUGGCCAUUUUCGGAAUUUGUUCAGUGCAAAAACAGAUUGCAAGUUAUAUAUUUAGGGGGAAAAAUCAAUUGAGUAUUUGCAAAUAUAUCAUUAACUCUAACCUUGUGCUGUAACUGAAGUUAAGUUUUAAAGUAGAUUCGACGUUUAAGUUUAAAGUUUUAUUACAUCGUGACCUAAUAAAUAAAAUCGUUGGGAAAAGUGUUUAGUUUCUCCAAUAUGUUGCGAAACAACUCGAAAAUCAAACGGGUCGUUAAAGUUUCGAAGUAAAAUUGUACUCACACGAAAAUGAAAAAAUUCACAUUCAAGGGAGUCCUUGAUGGUUUUCGACAAAGCGUGCAACCACAGGUUUUCCGACAAGAGCAGGAAAUACCGGAACAUUUAAAGGCGGAACAUUUUUCACUUAAAAGGACUUUUCGGCACGGAUUUCCCUACUCCCCAACUGCAUUCGCUUUUGACCCCGUGCAGAGACUUCUAGUGAUUGGAGAUAAAUCUGGGUUCAUUCGAAUACUUGGACGUCCAGGUGUAGAUGCUCAUGCGAAACACGAAGGCGAGUCGGAUUGUGCAGUAAUAUUUGUAGAAUUUCUGAUCAAUGAGGGUGCUUUUGUAACGGUUACAGCGGAUGACACAUUACACUUGUGGAGUAUACGACAGAAAACACCUCAAGUAGUUCAGAGUCUCAAAUUUCAAAGAGAGAGGGUAACAUGCCUUCACUUACCUGUUGGAAGCAAAUGGCUAUACGUUGGAACAGAAAGGGGCAAUAUACAUGUGGUACAUGUGGAAACAUUUAGCCUUAGUGGCUACAUAAUAAACUGGAACAAGGCUAUUGAAGUCUAAAGUUUCUAAGGAAGGCACACUAGAAAAAUGUAAACCUAUUUAUAAAGUUGAUUUAAAAACUUCUCAAAUAGGUGACACAUUUACAAUAUUUUCUGGUGGAAUGCCUACUGAGAAAAGUUCUAAAUCAAACUGUAUAACUGUUAUGGUGGGGAAAUCAACAACUGUCUUGGAAAUGGAACACGCUGUCGUAGACUUUAUUAUUCUUUGCGAGAAUCCUUGGUUAUGCGAAACCCAAGAGCCCUAUGCGAUAGCAGUACUUCUACAAUAUGACUUAGUUUUAAUAGACUUACUCACGCCCGGUUUUCCAUGUUUCGAAUCGCCUUAUCCCAUGGACUUACAUGAAUCACCUGUUACAUGUUGCACCUAUUUAACUGAUUGUCCUUCGGAUUUGGUUCCUGCUUUUUAUUCCGUUGGUCGCACCACAACUAGUAAGAAAACUGGUUUUUCUGAACGAGAGUGGCCAAUUAAUGGCGGGGAAUGGUUUCCCGCAUCGUGCAGUUAUUCGGAAAUCGUAAUCACAGGACAUCAAGAUGGCACAUUAAAAUUUUGGGAUUCGGGUGCAGGAACUCUGCAAAUCCUGUAUAAGUUGAAAACUGCAAAAGUUUUUGAAAAGCCGAAAAAUUCGCACUCAGAUAGUGGUAACGAUAAUCCACUUGCCAUACAGCAUAUAUAUCUAUGUUCCGAAUCACGUCGAUUAUGUGUAGCUGGCGCUGUGGGACAAGUUAUGUUGUUUAAAUUUCGAAAAGUUGAAUCAACGUCUGAGGUUUUGACAUUAGAGAUCCCCAUACUUUACGAAAAUUUCGACGAUAUUUAUGGUACGAGUCCAGAGUGUGAUUUUAUACCACAUCAAGUUCAAAAAACCGAAUCAAGUGAUUCUGAUAAGGCCGACUGUUUGUUGAAAGUUAAAAUAGGCUCACAACGAAAACCCCCCGGGUUUCAAUCUCAACUAGUUUGUCUGACUACUGGUCCAAACAGAAGAAAUGUCCAAGUCACAUCCUUAUGCAUUAACUCCAGUUAUGGACUUAUGGCAUAUGGAACUGAAUAUGGGCUUGUUGUUAUUGACAUUGUACAAAAAAUUUGUUUGUUGAGUGUGGCGUGCCCUGACCUGUAUGGCGCUAAUGAUCCUUACUCCAGAAAUCCUAAAAGUCCAAAGAAAAUUGAAAGUAAGGAAGAGCAAAGCCGGUCGCCUAGUUCAGAUCAGCUGAACGACACCACUAGUCCUGACAGCCCAUCCAUUGAAUUUAUUCCCGAAACAAAUGAGCCUUUUUCAUCUUACCAAAAUCAGUCAAAUUCAUCGCGACCUACAUCUCCGGAAAAUGAAGUUACAUCAACGAAUGUUGUGACAAAGAGUCCACUUCGCGAGGAAACCGUCGUAGCGCCAAAAGAACUGCAGGACAGAAGAAAGUCAAUGUCAUGGAAAACUUUUAACCUUAAACGUCAAUUAUCUAAAGUCAAUAUGAAAAUUGGAAUCAAUGUGAAUACAGAAAUCGAUUCUAUGAAAAACAAUUCAGUGUUUUACACGCAAAAAGAAUCAUCGCCCAUUGAAAGUAGUGGUGAAAAUGUAUCACCAAAAGACAAAAACAUUAGAAGUGAGAGUAAAGAUAAUUCCUAUGAUUUCGGCAGGGAACAUGAUUCCGAACCACGUGAUUGUGAAGGCCAACAAAUAAGUAGUUUUGCUACAAAAGGUAGUAUUAAUGCAAAUUCACAUUCAAACGAUGAUACGACAGAUGACGGUGAUAUUUUUGACAUUACAAAUGAAUUUCAAACAAGCAUGAAAAAAGUGGAGUUCGAAAAAGAGACAACUGAGGGUUCCCAAACUUCACGACCUAGUGAUUUGCCUCUUUCUGCAACAAGUGAUACCAAUCAGGGAGAUAAUGUGUGCGCUAAAACAGCGCGCCAAAAUUUUAAAGAAAAGCAAAGAGAUCAGCGUCUACUAUCUGUUCCGAAUAUUAAAUAUCAAACCAGAGAUAUUCGAGCAAGGACAAAUAAAAUUGACUCCUCGCCGUCUCUAAGCGGAAAUGUUUCAAAAAAGAUAUAUAAAUUGGACGGCUCAUUUUCCAGAUCCAGAUCAUCAUCUAUGUCGAGCAUUGAUAUGUCUUCCUCUGAAUCUGUUACUAGUUUAGCUUUUAUUGAAAGUUAUGGAAAGAAAAGUGAUAAUUUAACACUCGUUCCUACACUUUGGAUCGGAACUAGUUUUGGUUCUAUUUUGACUCUUCUGAUAUCUUUACCUGAGAGGGAAUCACGAAAAACGCAACCUGUGUUAGUGACAAUUAACGGAGGCCCACUGGUGCGAUUAAAGGGUUCAAUUACAUCAAUGUCAUUUUUAGACUCAUUUGGUUCCUUAAUUCCUUAUUCGUUUGAAGCUUGGCGUGAUGAUGGAAAAAAGGACCGAACCCCAACAAAAAGUAGUAGUAAAACGAGCCCAACUUUUACACCAACAACUGCCAACAUAAUAUCAAGUAUUCCGGGUGGAAAUAGCAGCAGCGGUAACGCCAGCAGUAGCGGUAUAAGUGGAAGCCUUAGCACUGGGCUAGAUUCUUUUACAGAUAGACAAUAUAUAGUAAUCACAAGUGAAAAGCAAACAAAAGUCUUCGAUAUUGCAAAUCAGAGUUGUAUUUAUCGCAUUAAUUUAUCAGAAAUGGAUUUUGCAGUCAAAGCGGAAACUAUUUCAAUGAAAGAUGGUUCUUGCUUGGCGACGUAUCUAUCCAAUGGACAUUUGAUGGUUCAUAGUCUUCCUAGUCUAAGAUUACUAAUGGAUACCGAUUUUUUACCCUUGAUGGAAUUAAGUUUUCAAACAAAGUGCAAGCAAGGAAUUGUGGAUCCAAUGCUGUCUAUUUGGGGUCAGCAAAUUAUUGUACACGAAGACACAACUCAAAUUUCAAAGAUAUUUUGCUUUAGUCACAAAGGGCAUGGAUUGUACAUGGCAACACCCACCGAAGUUCAGAAAUUCACAAUAUCAUCAGAAUUCUGUCAAUUUAUUUUGGAGAUGAUGGGUGAAUUAUACACGUCACAUGAAAUGCCUGAGCAACCAAAGGAGAGCUUUUUUAAAGGCUUAUUUGGAGGAGGAGCGAAAAGUUUGGAUAGAGAAGAACUUUUUGGCGAACAAAGUGGGAAAGCAAAUAGAUCAGUUGCCAAACAUAUACCUGGUCCAAAUUUGGAUCAAUUAGGACAGCGAGCUUCUACUGCAGCCUCUGAGAUAAGUAGAGCGCAUCAGUUGGCAAUGGAAAGAGGCGAGAAACUUAACUUACUGGAGGAGAGGGCGGAACGCAUGGCCAACACAGCUCAAGACUUCAGUGGAACAGCACAUCAAUUAAUGCUUAAAUAUAAAGAUAAAAAAUGGUAUCAGUUGUAAAAAUCUAUUUUAAGAUCUAAUUCUACCACAGUUAUUGUAAUAUUGCUUUUAUAACACUUUCUACUACAUCAAGUACACUUAUUUAAUUUCUGUUUUCAAAUAGUAAUGUUAUUUAUAAACUGUUUUUAAUAAAAAUUUAGACAAA
This is a messenger RNA of Bactrocera latifrons, 4772 nucleotides long. RefSeq names its product syntaxin-binding protein 5 (gene Tomosyn). Gene Ontology annotation, cellular component: plasma membrane; SNARE complex; cytoplasm. Gene Ontology annotation, biological process: regulation of protein secretion; regulation of exocytosis. Gene Ontology annotation, molecular function: myosin II binding; GTPase activator activity; syntaxin binding. NCBI's taxonomy places the organism in Eukaryota, Metazoa, Arthropoda, Insecta, Diptera, Tephritidae. The record is from RefSeq and is a predicted model, not a curated record.